Durio zibethinus is the source of this 1711-nucleotide messenger RNA. RefSeq names its product alpha-galactosidase 3-like. Lineage: Eukaryota; Viridiplantae; Streptophyta; Magnoliopsida; Malvales; Malvaceae. Gene Ontology annotation, biological process: carbohydrate metabolic process. The record is from RefSeq and is a predicted model, not a curated record. Gene Ontology annotation, molecular function: hydrolase activity, hydrolyzing O-glycosyl compounds.
AACUUGUCAUGUUUAACUAAAUGUAUUAACUGAAAAUAGGAAAAAAAAAAAUCAUAACUUUGCUUGUCUUGUUGCCUUUCUCUUGUUUUACUUACAUAAAGCUGAUCGAGUUUUAACUUCUAAUAGAGUUCAAGAGAGAAAAAAAGGCAUGGAGAAGAUGAAGAAGAAGAGUAUAUGCAGUGUUUAUGUUUUGAUGGUUCUUACAGUGUGGUUAACUGAUGUCGGAAUUGAAGGAAGAGAAGUGGCUGUGUUGGAGAAAUAUGAACAACCAAGUUCAGGUUUUGGCUUUGGUUUCACCGAAUCUUUUAACUCCAUUUAUGAUACUUCAAAAUAUGGAAAUUUUCAACUCAAAAAUGGCUUGGCUCUAUCUCCUCAAAUGGGAUGGAAUAGCUGGAAUUUCUUUGCUUGUAAUAUCACUGAAGAUCUUAUCAGGGAAACAGCUGAUGCACUUGUCUCAACAGGCUUGGCAGAUUUAGGCUAUUUUUAUGUUAAUAUAGACGAUUGCUGGUCUGCUGCCAGUCGAAAUUCAGAGGGUCAAUUGGUCCCUGAUCCAAACACUUUUCCAUCAGGAAUCAAAGCUCUUGCUGAUUAUGUACAUGGGAAAGGCCUCAAGCUUGGUAUUUAUUCUGAUGCUGGGGCAUUUACGUGUCAAGUUCGACCUGGAUCGCUUUUCCAUGAAACUGAUGAUGCACAGCUGUUUGCUUCUUGGGGUGUAGACUAUUUGAAGUAUGAUAACUGUUUCAACCUGGGUAUAGAACCAAAAAAAAGAUAUCCUCUGAUGCAUGAUGCUCUAAAUGCAACUGGGCGAACAAUUUUCUAUUCUAUUUGUGAAUGGGGUGUUGAAGACCCUGCCUUAUGGGCUCAUGGAGUUGGAAAUAGCUGGCGUACAACAGAUGACAUUAAUGAUACAUGGGCUAGCAUGACUACAAUAGCUGAUCUAAAUGACAAGUGGGCUUCCCAUGCCGGACCUGGCGGAUGGAAUGAUCCUGAUAUGCUGGAAGUUGGCAAUGGAGGCAUGACUUAUCAGGAAUACCGUGCUCAUUUUAGCAUUUGGGCUUUGAUGAAGGCCCCUCUUUUGGUUGGUUGUGAUGUAAGAAACAUGACUGCUGAAACCUUUGAGAUUCUUAGCAAUAAGGAGGUUAUUGCUGUAAACCAAGACUCACUUGGGGUUCAGGGAAGGAAAGUUUAUGUUGCUGGAGAAGAUGACUGCCUUCAGGUUUGGGCGGGACCUUUGUCUGGCAAUCGCUUGGUUGUCGCUUUUUGGAAUAGAUGUUCAAAAGCUGCAACAAUAACAGCUAUGUGGGAGGCACUUGGUCUUGAAUCUAGCACCAGUGUCUCAGUAAGAGAUUUGUGGCAGCACAAUGAUCUUAAGGAAGAUGUUGUGGCAUCAUUUGGUGCUAAAGUUGAUUCUCAUGACUGUCACAUGUACAUUUUCACUCCCAAGACAGUGGCUCACUCGGAAAUUUAGGUUAUUCAUAUUGGGAGAAUCUGGGGGUUUCCCUUUGUUACUAAGGAGACAGAUACAAUUGAGUUACUGCUUCUUGAAGUGUUCUCAAUGGUGUCAAUGAGAAGUGGUCUGUACCUAAGAACUCUUUCUAGUGAUGCCUUAAAGUACUUCUGGAAAACAAAUAAAUUCUUGUGUGACAUGGGAUGCAUUAAAAAACAGUUGCUUUGAAUGUGGAUAUGCUUGUGGGAUGCUUUAUAGUUCAUA